UUUUGUAUAGAAGAAACUUGUCUGAAACUCUUAUGAAACGUCAGAGUUGAAUGCAGCCAAUGCCACGUGGGCAGCUCUUCAGACACACACACACACACAUUUGCAGAAGCUUCAAAGCAUUUAUAUGAAUUCGAAUCAAAGCGAUCCGCUGCUGCAGGUGGCCAAAUGUGAGAUGUGCCCCCAGAAGGUGACAAACUUUGUGGUAGGCCUCUGUGAGCGCUGCGUGGCAAUUUGGACGAGCAAACGGACGAUGGAGACGAUGCACAUAACGAUUGACCAUGUGAAGGCGGCGAUUGUUAGCAUGAGCCAGAGCAAGACAAGGCAUCAGAACAUGAGCGCUGUGUUCCGACGCGUCAUCGACGAGGAGCACAGGCGGCGCAAACUGAAAGUUGAUCUCUUUCAAAAGCUGCGCGAGAAGUUUCAAGAUGGCGUUCUGCUGCCUGAAGUCGAGGAAUACUGCGAGAGUACGAAAAUCGAUGUGGACGAACAUAAUUAUGAGUUGGUGCUGCCCGGCGUGGAGAUGGAGCAGCUGGAGGACCUCAAGCUGCCCAAAGCUCUGCUCAAUUAGCAUAUAGUAAACUAUUUUAAGGACGUAUCGCUGUGUGCCAGGAGGAUAUUAUCUGCUCAUUACAAAUCGAUUAUUGUCAUCUAUUAGCAUGGCUAUCCUUUUGUUCUACGCACCGCCAGUAAUUGAUAGUUUUCGGUUUCUGUUUUUGUUU
Messenger RNA from Drosophila hydei, 719 nucleotides. RefSeq lists its product as uncharacterized. The record is from RefSeq and is a predicted model, not a curated record. Bases 125 to 568 code for a protein of 147 amino acids. Lineage: Eukaryota; Metazoa; Arthropoda; Insecta; Diptera; Drosophilidae. The transcript has a single exon.